UAUGUAGUUAUAGUUCUUCUACAAAUAAGUGAGAACACGAGUUUGUGAGGUAAUAAGGAGAGGCUUUUGCGAUCAGAAUCAAAUUAAAAUUUGGGUCUUUUUGCCCGCUCUUGUAAGAGGUAAAUAUCUUUAGGACAAAAGAAAAAAACAUCUAGGGCACGGUAAUUCAAUUUUUGAACGAUACCAGAGGCGAAACCAUAACUGUUCAAAACUUUGGAAGUACAAAUAAUACCGUAAGUAGGCAUACCUACUUACCAAAUAAUAACUGAAAAGAUGAGACCUCCGAAGAUUUAUGACCUUUUCUAUCUUUUCUUCCUUUACUCUCACUGUUUUUCUACAGGUUUGUUUCCCGYAAACCUCCAAACAAUGUAUUUCGAGCAAGGAUCYCCAUUAGUUACAGAGCAAUUUCUUAAGUCUUUAAAUUUUGGUAGCACGUAUACAUUAUUUCCACGCUACACAGUUCUGGAAUCUGAGUUUACCAAGACUGAAGAAAACGUAUAUCUUAAAAUAGAUGACAUCGUCAGAAACACUUUUCACCUUUAUGAAUCGAAAUUUCCAGAUUACCAAAAUUACAAAAUCUCCAUUUUUAACYCAAGUAUGGUGGUAAUUGCAAAAUGUAAAAAUUAUAAUUCUUGCGAAGUAUUAGAAGAUUGUAUUGAAGCAUCUAUUGAGGAUGAAGAGAUUGGUGGAAAUCAACUACCAUUGCCGGACAAUAUUGUGUACAUUUCUUGGAAAAAAAUGUUAUGGAGAUUAUUUCUUCUUGUUCAGUAUAAAGCAAAAAUAACAAGAUGCGGCGAUUUUAAUAAUCAUAUUGACAUCAAGAAAGUAGUCAUCCAAAGUAAUACGAGAAGAAAUUUUGCUUAUACAAAAUAUGAGGUGUUAACAACAACAAAGUACACCCAGAUACAAUCAGGAAAUUUUAGUUUAAAAAAAGGUGAAUCAGUAUAUGUGCGAGCAUUGCACAGCUCUUAUUGUUUAAUGAAAUUACUGUUAACGUGUGGCAAUGAAACUAAUCGCAAUGAAAUACAAUUAUCAGCUGAUCAAGGGCCUCGUGUGUCAUUUUCAAAUGAUUUCUUCACCUUUGGAUGGAAGAAAAUUGAAAUGUCAUUAAAAAAACAAACUACAUUUAACAACUGUACUUUAAUAAUGCAUGGAUGUUAUAAUGAGACAAAACCUGUAGACAGCAACAGAUCCUGGACAGCAACGUGUCAUAUCACCAUUUCGGCCACCCAAACGAAGAAGAAAGACAAUCUGUCACAUAAACAUACAGAAAAUUGCUCAUGUAUCAAUAACCUAGUUUUAUAUUUAGGCAUAAGUUGUUUUAUUUUGACUGUACUCGUAUCAUUAUUUGUAGUCUGGUGUAGAAAAAAAACAUUAAAAAUAUUUUAGAUGAAAAGGGGGAAAAUGAAGAAAAAAGGAAUAGUUAAAUCGUAUUCAAAGGGUUAUAACCAUUAAUUGCUAAUUUUCUUUUAAUUAAUAAUAGUAAUAAUAAGUGCUUGCGCUUAUGCCCAGUAAUAUCCCGAAAAAAGAACACCUUCUGGCACGAUCAGGUCAGUUGAGAGCAAUUUGAACUGGUAUUUUAAUAUACUAUUGUGACAAAUUUUAACUAUGCUCGCUAUAAUUUCAUACCUGACUUAUAAAAACAUAAUGUUGGUUGCAUGGAGAAUUCAGGCUCAUUAUUUCUUUGUGAAUCACUCUGAAUACCGAGGUGGGAGAUGCUUCAUUACCAAGGCGAGAUGCUUCAUUACCAAGGCGCGAUUAAGCCAGGGUAUAUGUAUGUAGAGUGGUCGCAAAGCAAGACCAGCACAUCUAUAAAGUUGCACUGAAAAGAGGUUUACGUUUAGCCGAGUCCACUUUGAAAUUUAAGUGAUGGUUUAGUCUCAGUGGCGUAGGUUACCCAUAAAGUAGGGUAAGUAGGAAUACGGUAAAAUACUAUCUACUUACAUACGAGCUUUUAUAAAAUAUUUUCAUUACAUAAAUACCGCUUUAUCAUCCAGAAUUAAAAUCGAAAAAAUUUGGGCUUUAGUUAAAAACUAGGUUGCUGCAAGAAAUGCCGCAUGUAAAUUAACGAUGUACAACAUUCAUGCUAUAUUAUUUAAAUUCAUUUCGGUAAUUCCAUAUUAACUCCGAUGAUUCUAAAUAACUGAGUGACAAAGACUGAUUUUUAUUUAUUUAUUAGAUAAUAAUUAUUUUGUUCUUGUACGUCUAAAACCUUAUUAUAAAUAAUUUUUAUUUUUAUGACAACUCCUUAUUUUAUUUAAGAAUUUUUAAACACAUUUAAAAAAGAAUACAUUUAUCAAAUUACAACGACACCUAUGCCAACUGACGAUCCGCGUACUGUCAGAUGUCGAUAACUCAACAUGCUGUUCUUGCUUUGCGAGUUUGCGACCACUCUACCUACGAUGGCAACGACCACCAAGGUUUGUAAGCAUACUUACUGUUUUAUUCACAAUCAUCCUUCUGAAAGAACAGAAAAACAAUAAAAAAAUUAUCAAAUCUUGAAAUUGCUUUUUAUGUUUUUAUUAAGUGGGAAAUAAACAUAUCCGAUAUUAAUAGUGCUAGUAAAAUGGAAUGUACUCCUCUUAAACUCAGGGAUGUUGCUGACCAAGCAACAGAAGAUCUAAAAACCAAGUAGAAAAAUGGCUACUACGGAUAUCUAAAGACUAGGACACGACACUAUGUAAUACAAAAAAAAGUAAGUCGUUCGUUUUUCACAGCUUAUGAAGAAUGUAAAGCUCAACAUUUUGCAUUUUUUUCCAAGCAAUUAGUAAACUGGUUGAAUUUAAAUUAAUCUAAUCGUUUGAUUGGGAACUGAGACGGUAAAAGGCCCUAAGCGCCCUCAUUUUUACUCCGCCGUACUACUUUUUUGGAUACAAAAAAUCGAGCAAUUUUGUAUCUCGUUUCGUCGCCUAGUAUGUAAUUAUCCGUAAUGGAUACUUACUUGCUACUUCCCACCCUAAACUGUCAUGAAGUUGAAAUGUCAUACUUUUCAAUUUUUCACAUGUAUUUUGAUUAUUUGAUUAUAAGCUUAUGAUUAUAAUUAAAAAUUGUUCUAUUCAAAGUUGAUUAUAUGUAAUAUCUUUUUCUAGGUAUUAGAUGAUUUCUUGAUAACAUUAAACUUGUUGAUGUUUCAAAACUUUAUUAUGUUAAAAUAUUAUAAACCUGGUUAAAAUUUGGCUUGGGCAGUUAUAAUUGGAAAGAAUUUUGUCAAAAAUAAUUUUUACAAAAAAUUAUUAUUAUUAUAAAAAAAUAUUAAUUAUUAUUAUAAAAAAUUACUGCCAUGCCCAAAUCAAAUUAACUCGGAUGCAGUUACAAUUGAUUAUAUUUGUGCCAUCGGUGGACAUUAAAAGCUCGGAUAUUGUCACUCAAAUUAAAAACUGUCAGCAAUCUAAAGAUGAUCAUCGAAGUUCUUUCAAGAUAAAGAGAUGCUAGAUCAAUUGUGUUAUUUACAAAACCCUUUUAAAACUCAACUUUAACUUGAUGUGUUUCUGUCAAUAUGUCAUAACUUUUAUAACCUUAUUUGUAAAAAACUUCUAAUUUUUCGAAUUAUACAAUUGUCAUGUGUGUCCUAGUUUUUUAUGUCCACCGAUGGUGCGUAUUUUUACUUAUUUACUUACUACAUAGAAAAAACAAAAAUAGCUAUUUAUGUAUCAAGUACGCAAAAUAGGGUUUUAGGGGACGAAUCGUAAUCAAUGACGAGGCGACGUAGGAGCCGAGUC
Tribolium madens (black flour beetle) is the source of this 3719-nucleotide messenger RNA. RefSeq lists its product as uncharacterized. The record is from RefSeq and is a predicted model, not a curated record. NCBI's taxonomy places the organism in Eukaryota, Metazoa, Arthropoda, Insecta, Coleoptera, Tenebrionidae. The transcript is spliced from 7 exons. The coding region runs from base 274 to 1389 and encodes 371 amino acids.